GCCCCAAAUUUGAGCUUCAGAAGUUGCCAAAAAAUUUAAGGAUCAGUAAACAUGAAGUUCCUCUACGUGUUCCUCGUUAUCGCCUUGGCCAUCCAAUUGGCGGCUUCAGCUACCAAUUCAACACAUGCCCACAAGACUAAAGUUAUUGUCACCCGCAGGAAAACCGCAAAUUGAUCUGGACAUUUCUAUACUAUCAAAAUAAACAUAU
Molecule: messenger RNA, 208 nt
Organism: Drosophila melanogaster (fruit fly)
Lineage: Eukaryota; Metazoa; Arthropoda; Insecta; Diptera; Drosophilidae
Exons: 1
Coding region: 52-174 (40 amino acids)
Source: RefSeq, marked reviewed